This is a messenger RNA of Auanema sp. JU1783, 561 nucleotides long. The record is from the annotation of a GenBank genome assembly. NCBI's taxonomy places the organism in Eukaryota, Metazoa, Nematoda, Chromadorea, Rhabditida, Rhabditidae.
AUGUUUAAAUGGAUCUGUGAAAUUACCUCUCCUCGCAGUUCUUCUUUCGAAGAUGGUAGGAAGGAUUUAUCUGACCAAGACGACACGAUGAUGGCUUCAUUGGUAAUAAGUCAAAUCGAAGCAUAUGUAACUGAAUUCGAAACUCAAAAGGAAAUCAGAAAGUCAGAAGAAAACUUACAAAAUAAGGUUCCUGAUUAUAGCUGGUUGAUCUCUUCUGGAUGUGAUGCCAAGCCUAAAAAACAUCUGACCCUAUCGGAGAGGACACGCCUAGAUAGAGCAUGCGAUCGAGUGAAACCAUCUGAAUGGUCUCAAAUUAUGAGUUUGUACCAUGAUAAACUGAAGAACCAAACGGAUAGAGACACCAUAAUUGGAAACUUCAUUGAGAUAGUUCAUCAAACAGUAAUCAGCAGACCUCGUCAUCCACCCACGAUUAAUGAUGCUUUUAACAAAUAUGUGCGGAGUAACUCUGCUUUGUCAAAAGUUUCCGACUCCUACGAUGCUGUUGGUUCGACUAGAUCAAUGGGGAGUAUCACUUUCCGUGAUAUUAAUGAUAUUGUUUGA